This is a messenger RNA of Bombus pyrosoma, 2298 nucleotides long. RefSeq lists its product as uncharacterized. The record is from RefSeq and is a predicted model, not a curated record. Gene Ontology annotation, biological process: sensory perception of smell; detection of chemical stimulus involved in sensory perception of smell. Bases 1045 to 2223 code for a protein of 392 amino acids. Gene Ontology annotation, molecular function: olfactory receptor activity; odorant binding. Gene Ontology annotation, cellular component: plasma membrane. The transcript is spliced from 9 exons. Lineage: Eukaryota; Metazoa; Arthropoda; Insecta; Hymenoptera; Apidae.
AAGUCUAUUAACUAAUUGGAUCCACCACUUCUUUAAAUUACAUUUACAUCUCGCAAAUAACACCGUUGCACUUUUUUCCGUGUCAAGGCUUCAGCUAGAGGUCGAAGGAAAUAUUAUCACACCAACACUACGAAUAGAGGUACGGUACUUUUCUGAGAAUUCAAGACUUUUCAGUGUGUAAUUAAUUCUACAAUUAUUUAUACAUCACCUAGCUAAUGAGUACCUAGCUAAUACCAUAUUGCCAGUGGCUCGAUCAAUAUUUCACUGUAAUCAUAGAUCUUCGAUUUUCAGUUUAAAUGACAGGCAUCGCUAUAACCCUUGAUUCGUUAUGUUCUUAUCUAUAAUGCACUUGUCAUUCAGCAAUAGCUAACUUAGACAUCAUGCUAUAUACUGCAUACCUGUCCGGCAAAGAAGUCGAUUCAUAAUCAUACUUAAUAACCGUAAUUGCAGGCUUAGUAAUAUCGAAUAUCGAGUAUAACUGCAUUCACAGAUUGACUUUCGCAAUUUUAAGAACAGAAACAUUUAUUCAAUCGGCACGACGAUAGUCCGAACGUUAACCGAAGUCAAUUAAUUGAAAAUCUGGAAAUAUGGAUAGUAAGAGAUAGAAAUGAGCCAUUCAGAAAUCACGUUGAUCAACUCUAUAAAUUGAAGAGCACAUGAAAAUGAUGAUAUUACAAUUAUUAUUGUUUUUAAAUUUAUCUUAGAAUUUACCAUCAUUUACGUCGCUUUCUUACGAUAAGUAAAUUUAUGGAAGUAAAUUUGUUUCUGUAGAAUUGAAUAUUAAUCAUGUGCAUGUGUAAUGAAAUUUAAAAAUUAAUAAAAAGUGCGGUUGGAUCAGUGCCUGUCUUCUGAAUGACUCAAAUGCAAUUUAUGUUAUGACUAUAAUAUAAAUUAUAAAUAAUUAAAAUAGUUCUUUGUCAAUAUAUAAUUUUUAUGGUACUUAAAGUAAACUAGCCAGGGAUUCUUUCUUGAAAUUUCUUUCAUGAAAUUAAUCUAAACUUAGAACAUUCAGCAUUUCAGAAAGUCAGAACACAGUCUACCGAUAUGUUUGACAUUCCUUACUAUAAAAUGCUCGAGAAAUAUUUGCAAAUUGUAGGACAAGAUCCACGCCAAAGAGAUAUAUUCAGAAGUAUUAUUGUGACUAUAAUGGUGACUAGUAUCACAGGCAUUAUCGUUCCAACGUUGUUUGAAGUAUACAAAUCCUUACAUGUCAAGGAUAUGGACGGAGUGAUCGAGUGUAUGCCGCAUUUAAUCGCAGCUAUAACUAGUAUCGUUAAAAUAUUAAAUGUCCAUUUCAACAGAGAAAAUUUUAGAAAAUUGUUCGAAUUUGUGAGGAAACAAUGGGAGGAACUGAAGUUAACCGAUGAUUUACGCGUUCUGGAGGAAGUCACCAUUCGAGGCAGCAAAAUGGCACAACUGUACCGAAAUACUUUAUUGAUCUUCAUGGUACUGUUCUUGCUGGUUCCAUUACUUUUUCCUAUUCUGGAUGUCGUCCUUCCAUUAAAUGAAACUCGUCCGCGACAACAAUUAUUUAGAGUUAAUUACAUAUUUUUUGAUCAUGAAGAGUACUUCUUUUACAUAUAUUUACAGCUUGCAUGGGGAUCUGUCAUUGUUGUGAUGAUAAUAGUUACCGUGGAUUCGUUAUAUAUCCUUAUAAUCCAUCACAGUAGUGGAUUAUUUGCUGUGUGUGGGCAUCAAGUCCAUAAAGCAACUGGUAGUUCAAUCAUAUUCUCUACAGAAGCUAUGACGGAGACUUACACGUACGAACAGAUAAAAUAUUGUGUGAUCACUCACGAUAAAGCGAUCGAGUUUUACAAUAUUCUAAAUGAAAACAGUCGAAGUAGUUAUUUGCUUCAAGUUGGAUUAAAUAUGAUGGGUAUAAGCAUGACAGCUGUUCAAACAGUCGCUAACUUAGACAGACCGGCGGAAGCAAUUAGAACCGGCAUAUUUCUUGGAGCUGAACAAUUUCAUUUGUUUGUGAUCAGUCUGCCUGGGCAGGUACUUCUGGAUCAUUGUUCUGAUUUAGCAAAUAAUAUAUAUGGGUCCACCUGGUAUAAAAUACCAGUAAAAAUUCAAAAAAUGCUUCUCAUGAUGCAAAUACGGAGUAAAAAACUGUGUACAUUAACGGCAGGUGGUUUGUACGAAAUGAAUAUGGAAAAUUUUGCAAUUACUUUCAAGACAUGUAUGUCGUACUUCACGAUGUUAAUGUCACUGAGAGAAUGAGCUGGCUCAUAGACAUUUACUCAUAUUCAUUGCAUUUUAUAUCUGGAUGGACCUACAAUGAGAAUAAUAAGAUAA